AUGAAUCCUUUGUCAACCACAUCGACAUGUUUUGCCCUAGUCUCAACCAUCACCAAAACAUCUAUCGUGGUGGGAGGAUUCGUGAAGGACGUACGGGCGACAAGGAGCGACCUCGACGGAGUCUCUAGUGAACUGGGCUCCUUGAAGACCGUUCUCGAGUUGUUCGCAGACGAUAUCAAUGAAUCGAGGAAUGUGUCUUUUCGGCAGACUCUGCAGAAGCAAAUCGCUGGCAUAGUAACAAAUUGUAGCGGGGUUGUGGCCGGUAUUAAAGAGACGCUCAAGAAACACGAAGGCGGCAAGGUGGCCAAGGCGGCUCAAUGGGAUGCCUUUGAAAAGGGCUAUAUAGUGAAACUAAGAUCUACAACUAGUCUAGAGGCUCACAAAUAUGCUCUCGAAAUAGCUCUGGACCCGGUUUCCUUAGAGAUCAAAGCCGAUACGCAAGAAAUACUCGGGGACACUACCAAAAUUAAGGGGAAUACGGAGCUAAUUCUAGCUGAGAUUGCUCGUUUCCAGCAGCAAUUACUCCGCGACGUCGAGCGUCACCAUACAUCAGGAUGCAUGUUGGAGAGAUAUCUGGACAAUCUUACAAGCUACGCUGAGACCGUCUAUGAUACCAUUUCGACUAGUGUUGACGCUCCUGAGGGUAGUGAAAAUGGAUCAAUUAAGCAACAGGAAGGCACCAGCUCAAUAUAUCACACGGGAAGCAGCGGUGGUAAAUACGACGACGACAUUGAGCGUCCUCGUAAAUUUCGAUUAAGAGAGUCAGAAGGGCUCGAUAUUCAUUAUGAAUUAAGAUAUCUGCAUUGCACCUUGUUCUUUUACGCCAAUACCGAGAGAGAGGUAUACUGCAUGUCAUCCGCCUCCAAUUUCGUAUUAUGCAAGAGAACAAAGAAGGUUGUUGAUCUCCCUCUAAGCGGUUCUGUUAAGCAGAGACCGGGCCAUCGGCGCAGAAUUACUCCCGGGGGCCUUAAUCCUAGCAAAAGCCCAGAUAGGACCCGCGAAGGCUCGAUAGGCUCCGUGGUGUCUCUCAGAUCAUACAACGAUUUCAGUACCGAAGUUAAGCUAGGGGUAGCUUCACUAAUUCCGACGCCUCGAACGAUAGUAUGGGAGGCUACCGUAAUGGCAGUCAUAUUCGAAGCGGGCCUGGUGGAAGCAUGA
Messenger RNA from Hyaloscypha bicolor E, 1158 nucleotides. RefSeq lists its product as uncharacterized. The transcript has 4 exons. Bases 1 to 1158 code for a protein of 385 amino acids. The record is from RefSeq and is a predicted model, not a curated record. NCBI's taxonomy places the organism in Eukaryota, Fungi, Ascomycota, Leotiomycetes, Helotiales, Hyaloscyphaceae.